Molecule: messenger RNA, 2624 nt
Organism: Lytechinus variegatus (green sea urchin)
Lineage: Eukaryota; Metazoa; Echinodermata; Echinoidea; Temnopleuroida; Toxopneustidae
Gene: hmbox1
Product: homeobox-containing protein 1-like
Exons: 7
Coding region: 247-1539 (430 amino acids)
Biological process (GO): positive regulation of DNA-templated transcription
Cellular component (GO): nucleus
Molecular function (GO): double-stranded telomeric DNA binding
Source: RefSeq, a predicted model, not a curated record
CGUUUAGCUAAGCCGUCAUUAACAUAAUCCAUGUUUACAAACCGCUGGUUGGCUGGCUGGUAAACGCGUAAACGAGUUACCAUCUUCGACAAUCAAGGGGGACUCGAGACGUUUAACCCAGGAAAAUAAUUCUUUUGGACCAGUUUGCGUCUUGCCAGUAGAAAUAUUAACGAUGUUACAAGGCUGAGGAAGUUCAGGGAUAUUUUCUUCAGGAUUUUAAACGUCUUGUCGUGAGUAAAGAUAACAAUGUCUGAGCCUCGAUACACCAUCGAGCAGAUAGAACUCCUGCGACGUCUCGUCCGCACCGGACUAACCAAAGAUGAAAUCAUCCACGCUUGCGACACCAUGGCGAAGAUGGAUUCCGAGUUGGGACCCCUCCCAUCCAGAAUGGAUCAGCCCAUCGUCAGCUCUGCUGCCUCUCCACCAAUCAGCAGCUACCACGCCCCGCAGCAGCUGACAGUGACGAACAGGAACUCGUCAUUGGACACCACGAGCGGGUUGGGCCAGGAGCCGGCAUCUCCUGGGAACAGGACCUCCCUGGUGACCCUCCUCUCCAAUGCAGGACAUGGAUUCCAGGAGAACGGGGAUGGUAUUGAUGGAGUCAGAGGAGGCAGUGGUGAUGAAUUCCAUGUUACCAACGAGGAAGUGGAAGCUCUCUUUAGGAAAGGUCAUAUGAACGUGAAAGAAGAUAUCAAGGAGUUCCUGACCCGCAAUCGUCUCUCCCAGAAUCUCAUAUCCCAUUCUACCGGUAUCAGUCAAAGCUACAUCUCCCAGUUCCUUCUCCACGGUUACGUGAUGCGGAGGAGCACCCAGGCCAUCCUGUAUCGCUGGUAUCUUGCCAAAAGAAGAGAGCUUGAAGUCCUUGGUGUCAUUAACAGUACACCAGAACAAGACAACUCUGCUUCCUCCCCGCACAUCAGCCAGCAUCGAGUCCGCCCUCUGCAGCCUCGUUACGCUCCUUACCAGGCUCCGACCCAGUCCACGGGCAACAACUCCGCUGCGAAUGCGGGCAAGCGGAGGGAGAGGUUUGUCUGGAAGGACAACUGCCUGAAAGUCCUGGAGGCGUACUUCAAGAAGAACCCGUACCCCAACGACAUGGAACGUAUCAGAUUGUCGGAUGCGUGUAAUGCUAUGCAAGAAGCCUCAGGUAACGAUAUUCCUGAACACAGCAGAGUAAAUCCAAGCAAAGUUUACAAUUGGUUUGCAAAUAGAAGGAAAGAUGCUAACCGUAAAAAGAGAAUGGCUGGAGAAACGAUAAUAACAAGAAAUGUCUCUCACGAUGAUGACUCAAUGCCUGAAGUGGAUUAUAUCGAUGGCUCAAGUGCUGAUCUGACAAAUGAUGGUGACAUGACAGGUGAGCUUGAAGAUGAUCCCAACAAUGGCAGUAUGAUGGAUCACAUGGGGGGCGAUGACUCCCACCAGGAUCCCGCAGAGGUCGCGACCCAGCUGGUCGAGGUCAACAACUCCAUCAUGACCCUCAUGAAGGCCGUGGAGGAGAGGACGGACGACCCUCAGGUCAAGACUGAAGCCGAUACGUGAUGGUGUUUGAAGUAAAAAUUUGAGGCUGCUGCAUGUGAUUUUAAUAAGGAGCAAGUGUUUAAUGUGUUGGCACCUUCUUGGUGCAGUGUCAGAUUAGGUGUUGAGUUGUUAGUACCAUCUUUCAUAGCCCAGUGUCAGAGUGGGUGUUACCAUUGGUGUUACGAUUAGUAUUACCAUUGGUGUUAUUUUGAUAAUUCUUCUGGUGCUGCAAUUGAUGUUACCUUUGGUGUUACCAUUGGUGUUUCAAUUAGUGUAACCUUUAAUUGGUGUACUUAUUGAAGAUAUUGGUGUUUACCCUUUGUGUUGUCUUUGGUGUUACUUCUGAUGUUACAUGAACCUUUGAGGUGCUUGCACCAUCUUCGUGCAGUGUCGGCACAAGCGGUAAUGACCAUUGCUUUUGGCAUAAUUCUUGACCGCACUAGCACUGGUUGUACGAUUACAACACCUUUUGGACUGUCAACACUCAUCAAUCCUGAACACUUACUAUUCUUAUGUAAGAGAGUUUUUAACAAAUGAUAUUGCUGAAGUAUGUGAGUGACAAUAAUUUAAUAUUUAUUACUAUAAUCUGUGUAUGACUAUAAAGAGGUCAUACUAAAAAAAAAUCUAUUUAUUUGUAAAAUAAGAAGGUUAUUCUUGACAAUCAAACCCAAAACCAAUUAAUAUGCUGUUUUGGAUUAAUAUCCUCAGUGUAUUACCUUGCCUGGCAUAUAUCCAUGAAGGGCCCUACCGACUUGGUGUUAAGUACUAAUUGGGUUAAAUAUAUUCAUCAUUUUAAUGAUAAUUAUCAAAUGUCCCAUUCUGAAUUAUGGAGAUUUUGGUCGUCAACUGAAUCAGUUUCCCUGAAAGAAUGAUUGUCAGCAAACUGGCGCAGCUUAACAAAGUUUUUGAUAAAAAGAGUAUUAGAUAUCGAGAGAUAACUUAUGUUAAUUCAAUAGAAACAAUUGGAUAUCUUUGAAAUACAUUUGUGGGUGCUAGAUGCUAAAUAAAGAUUCAAUCAAUCACAGGCAGUUUUAUCAGAGAAAUAGCAAUACCAGGGAGUCAACAUUCCUACUACAUCUUCCUUUUCUUCAAUGAUAUACAUGCAG